Varroa destructor (honeybee mite) is the source of this 898-nucleotide messenger RNA. RefSeq lists its product as uncharacterized. Lineage: Eukaryota; Metazoa; Arthropoda; Arachnida; Mesostigmata; Varroidae. The record is from RefSeq and is a predicted model, not a curated record.
UCGAAAAUAACGUUGUAUCAGAAAGUAUGUCAUCGGUAGAACACGACGCUGCCGACAAAGUGAAACAUGCAACUUUCUGUCCUACACAGCCAGACACGGUCCUUCGUGCCGCUCAGCCGAAUGUGAGACCCACAGUGCAGACUAUUACAGAAGAUGAUUUCACGGUGUGGGACGAUUCUAUGGACCGGACAACGACGUUUCCGUCUGUAACAACUGGAACAACAACUGGCAAGUUUAUUCAUACAAUCAAGAACCUAUUAGCUAAAAAAGCAGGUGAAGCCAAACAAAAAGGACAUAUCGUUAUCAGUCAGGUUAUCAACAGAUUAACUAUUUCAAAACAGCCAAAAGCACCCAAUUCAACCGAACAAAACGACGUCGAUACAGACGUCCUUUGUGGUGCGACUGGUCAACCGGAAGCGCUUCUGCAAGAAACUGACCCGCUGGAUUUGCACCAACAGUAGCAACAGUUAUUCGAUAAAAGCGUACCAAACGAGGAAUAUUAUUCUUAAAAUCGACCCCAACGAAGUCACUAUCGUUCGUUGUGCAAAAAGAAGAUUGCAAGUUGCCUUAAAUGUCAGAGUAUUACUAGCAUGAAGCUCCUCAACUUCCAGAAGAACUACAUCAUUUAACAACUUGAGGCACUGAAAAGGGUGUGCCGCUUUCUAAACUGCGUGGUGAUAAUUACUUAUAGAAUUACGCAGGAAACUUUUUCGAAUCUUGAAGAAAAACAAGCUUGCACAGUUAGAUAAUUGACAAUAAGAAGUUGGAUUCCUUUUCACAUGUUAGUGGGAUACCUGAUGCCUUGCGAGUAGUCCCAGGUGGCGGCGUAUAUUUUUCUACAACCUAUAUAUAUCGAUAGGUAAUAAUUGAUGUAUGGUAAUCCAAUCCAUUUACCUGA